UGCAGAAGGGGCGGAUCGCGCGCCUCCCCUUUAAGGAGGCUGUGGGAUGAAGUCACCGCCGCGCUGCCACCUUCGGGGAUCGGUGUGGCUCAUCUAUCUGAUCGGGAGCAGACGGCGGUGGCGAGCCGAGGAGGAGAGCGUUGCGGCUUAGCGACAGUUGCUUUCACGACCCCAUUUCCCAAGCCCCAGUGGCUCCGGAGAACUCCGCUCCCGUCCCGACGGCGUCGGCGGCAGCGCUUUUUGCCGUCUGGCGAGGACCUUCUUGUCAGUGCUGAGGCGCGGUGGUCUCGCUGUCCCCUGUUCCCGGCCGAGAUGCCUUCGGACCGGCCUUUCAAGCAGCGGCGGAGCUUUUUGGAUCGUUGCAAAGAGGUACAGCAGAUCCGAGAACAGCAUCCAAACAAAAUUCCAGUCAUUAUUGAGAGAUACAAAGGGGAGAAGCAGCUACCUGUUCUGGAUAAGACCAAAUUUCUAGUUCCUGAUCAUGUCAAUAUGAGUGAAUUGGUAAAAAUAAUCCGGCGCCGGCUACAGCUGAAUCCAACCCAGGCUUUCUUCCUAUUGGUGAACCAGCACAGCAUGGUGAGCGUGUCCACCCCAAUCUCUGAGAUCUAUGAGCAAGAGAAGGAUGAAGAUGGCUUCCUCUACAUGGUCUAUGCUUCACAGGAAACCUUUGGGUACUGAGUGUCUGUCACCACCAGAGGACUAAUUCCAAACUGUUGCGGCAGCAUCUCUGCCUCCCCAGUGCUCCCUACCUUGGCAAACCCUGUGCAGAGAAGCUUUUGGUCCAGGAACAGCCCAGAAGCAACUAUGUUCCUCCAAUUUCGUAGCGCAUCAGACCAAGAUAAUUCAGUGUGUAGGUGUGUGAGAGACCCAUAAAUCUCUAGGUUUGCAUUGCCUCUGUCCUUUAUGAUUGCUACUCAUUGUCUCCCAUCUUGUUCACGCGUGUGUGUUUGCAGAUGUAUGCAUUCUCUUUAAUAUUAUGUCUUCUUUCUUACUCCAAUGCCAAAUUGAUGGAGCCUAUGGCAGUCAGCUGAAUAAAAUACACAGUUUCCUCACUUACCAAGGCAAGGGAUGAGCUUGUCUGCUGUUAUAGGGCAGAAAAUCUUAAGACAAAAACAAACAAGCAAAAAUAAAUAUGACUUUUAUUAGGGUUUUAUUGGGGUUUUUGGUUGUGCAUAUCAAUUCUUGGUGCUACACAAUAGAUGUAGGCAUCUUUUCCAGUACUGUCCAUAAAAUAUAUCGUCUAGGCUUAUUAUUUUUUAAGCACGAGGGGGAAUAUAAUUUGCUUGUAUGAUGUAGCCUUUAAAAAAUCUUACGCUUCUUUGCACUUUAAAAUGUAAAAGUAAGGAUGAAAUUAGCUUAAUUUUCACAAAUUUGUCGUAUUCUGUGCUGUUUCUGUCAAUGUUUCUAUUUGCCUUUUACAAGUUUUUUUUAAAAGCCAGUCUCUUCCUUUUUUGCUCUUACGCACGCAUGGAUAUUUUUUUCUAUUUUUAAUCCCAUUGUUGCAAACAGGCCAUUUGGCUCAAGGAAUGUACUGAUUUAUAUUGCUACUUCACCUGGUUAUUUUAUAUAAAAAAAGAAACCUGAUACCAAAAAGUGUGUAUGACAGAAGAAAAAGUUCUGCCCAGUCAAAUCUAUAUAAUUAUCUAUAUAAAUAAAGAUAAAUUAAAAUUC
This is a messenger RNA of Candoia aspera, 1671 nucleotides long. RefSeq names its product microtubule associated protein 1 light chain 3 alpha (gene MAP1LC3A). Gene Ontology annotation, molecular function: ubiquitin protein ligase binding; microtubule binding. Gene Ontology annotation, biological process: macroautophagy; autophagosome assembly; cellular response to nitrogen starvation. The record is from RefSeq and is a predicted model, not a curated record. The transcript is spliced from 4 exons. Bases 313 to 678 code for a protein of 121 amino acids. Lineage: Eukaryota; Metazoa; Chordata; Lepidosauria; Squamata; Candoiidae. Gene Ontology annotation, cellular component: cytosol; autophagosome; autophagosome membrane.